UCUCUCUCUCUCUCUCUCUCUCUCUGUACUCAACCCCAGCUGUUGCUAGCUGUCUCCCUCAUCCCUUGUCAUGUGACCCUCUCCCUCCUCCUCCUCCUCCUUCCACCGCCAGCUUAAGCUGCCAGGCCACCACCUUCACCACCAUGCUAAAGACAAGAGAGAUGUCUGUGAGAGAGAGAGGGAGGGAGGGAGAGUCACAGAGGACAAUUGCAAGGGAAGUGUCUCCUUCCAUGAAUUUGGAUGCAGGGCAUGAUGCUGCAGCUGCCCAUCUGCCAUGUCAUAAGAUAGCAAGCAUUGGCUGUGCAAUCUGAUCAGCUUAAUUCUAGCUUCUCUCUCUCUCUCUGCGUUUGCAUACACAUGCAGGGAUCAGAGGGAACAACGGCGCAGCUCCCUCCCAAAGUCCCUAACACCAUGUCCAACAACUGGCCUUACUUCGCCCACCACCCCGCACCUGCUGCCGCAUUGGCCCCCCAUCAUUUCUUCCCGGCCCACCCUCCGGCCUGGGCCGACGAGUUCCUGGACUUCUCUGCCACCCGACGGAACCACCACCGCCGCUCCGCCAGCGAUUCCGUUGCCUUCCUGGAGGCCCCGCUCGUGGAGGAGAGCGGAGGCUUCGACCGCCUCGAUGACGAACAGCUCAUGUCCAUGUUCUCCGACGAGAUGCCGGCGCCGCCAUCGUCGUCGUCGGAUCAAGACAGCAUGAACGAGGACAAACCGGCUGCUGCGGGUCAGAUGGAGGCGCAAAGCAUGUGCAAGACGGAGCCAGAGGCAGCGUCCGGGCCGACGGCGGCGCAAGCAGGCGCUGAGUCCGAGUCGGUUGUCGACCCGAAGAGGGUGAAGAGGAUCCUCGCCAACAGGCAGUCGGCGCAGAGGUCCCGAGUGCGCAAGCUUCAGUACAUCUCGGAGCUCGAGCGCAGCGUGUCUUCGUUGCAGACCGAAGUAUCAGCACUGUCUCCUCGCGUCGCCUUCCUCGAUCACCAGCGCUCCCUUCUCACGAUGGGCAACAGCCAUCUCAAGCAGAGGAUUGCAGCGCUAGCGCAGGACAAGAUCUUCAAGGAUGAUUUGAAGUGGAUGAGGUUUUUCGUGAGAUGCUGCAGCACAUCGAGAAGCCCUGAAGAAAGAGAUCGAGAGACUUCGACGAAUCUACGAUCAGCAGAAUCUCGAUAAAUUGGCGGCUUCCGACGCCGAACCUGCCGCGCGCACAGAGAAAGAACUGCUUAGCUGACGGAGAGUACGCAGCAGCAGCAGUAGUCGAGGUGGUGGCUUUCAUUAAAUAUGAAUUCAUGGUUUUUACGUUGUAUUCUUUUUCAUCUUCAUAUUCUCUCUCUCUCUCUCUCUCUCUCUCUCUCUCUCUCUCUCUCUCUCCAUUUGAGAGGAAACAGAGCAUGUUUGGGCUGCAGUGGCGCACUUGUGCGUUGCCGAAAGUGAUUGUUCCAAGGCAUCAUUGUGUGUUUAUUAACCGGAGAUCUGUGUGUUCGUUCCAUUAA
Messenger RNA from Musa acuminata subsp. malaccensis (wild Malaysian banana), 1487 nucleotides. RefSeq names its product basic leucine zipper 2-like. Lineage: Eukaryota; Viridiplantae; Streptophyta; Magnoliopsida; Zingiberales; Musaceae. Gene Ontology annotation, molecular function: DNA binding; DNA-binding transcription factor activity. Gene Ontology annotation, biological process: positive regulation of DNA-templated transcription. The record is from RefSeq and is a predicted model, not a curated record. Gene Ontology annotation, cellular component: nucleus.